Messenger RNA from Epinephelus lanceolatus (giant grouper), 1810 nucleotides. RefSeq lists its product as uncharacterized. The record is from RefSeq and is a predicted model, not a curated record. Gene Ontology annotation, biological process: regulation of DNA-templated transcription. Lineage: Eukaryota; Metazoa; Chordata; Actinopteri; Perciformes; Serranidae. Gene Ontology annotation, molecular function: DNA-binding transcription factor activity, RNA polymerase II-specific; RNA polymerase II cis-regulatory region sequence-specific DNA binding.
GCUGCAGCCUCCGUGUCCGGUCAAACCGAGCUGCUGCUGCUGCUGCAGGAAAACGCAGGAGCUGAAAUGCGAUCUCCCCCCUCCGCUGCUAAUCUGUCUGUGUUAAUGAGAUGUUUAACUGCCUUCACAAGACAAUCACACUCAACACAUGCAUGUUUCCAUAGGAAGAAUGAACGCGAUGUCCCUGUGAUGUGUCAAAGAAUGAAGACCCUCCCACUCUGGUUUUAGACCGCGCCAUGUUGGAUAAAGCCAGUGAUAAAGACCAACAGACUGAGCAUUGCUCAGACUGUGGAUGCAGGCUAUCAGAGCCGGACUCUGAUUCAACCAACACUUCAGCCACUCCUAAACAGCAGCAUGUGCAAAAAGCAGUCAGUCCUUCCAAAUGCUCAUCCUGCCAGGCAGGCAGCAGUCUCCCUAACGGGCGACGUCCACACCGCCGCCUCCGCCUGGACCCUCACAGCUGCGGCCUGUGCUCCAAAACCUUCAUCUCCUCCGCCCACCUGAAUCUUCACCUCGCCUCUCACAACAAGGAGAGGAAGUUCAGAUGUAGCACCUGUGGCAAGUACUUCCACCAGUCCUCCCACCUGAUGGCGCACAAGAUAAUCCACAGCGGGGACAGGCCGUUUAAAUGCCCAGAUUGUGGUAAGACCUUCGGCCGCGCCUCCCAUCUGAAGACCCACCGUCGGCUCCACACAGGCGAGAAGCCCUUCAAGUGCACCUACUGUGACAAGUCGUUCACACAGAAGGCUGGACUCCUGGCACAUGUUCGUCUACACACAGGGGAGCGGCAAUACAAGUGUGAGCAGUGUGGUGAGGGUUUUCGCUCUUUGGCACUCCUGCUCUCUCACAAGGCUGCGGAGGCAUCUGGGCAGGCCAAACCAGUGUCACCGCCUGCACUCAAUCAGCCUCAGAAGACACAGAGUACCCUGGAGGAUCUGAAAUGUGGCGUCUGCUGCCGCACCUUUGUACGAUCAUCAUACAUCAGGCUGCACAUACGCCUCAAAAAAGGACAGCGGCCAUAUCACUGCAAAGUGUGCAACAAGACCUUUGUCAAGCUGGAUACGUUUGUGAACCACUGUGAUAAACACCUAAGACAGAAAAGGGAUAAAAGUGUGGUAAAGGUGGUUAAAGACAAAGUUGUUAAACCUCCCCUGUUUGUCCCACUCUCCAGGCCUCCUUCUCCUGAACCCUCACCCACUCAGCCGUCAUCCACAGAGGUCAACACACGCUCCAGAGCAAAAGCAAAGACUAAGACGGAGCCAUAACCAAGAGAAGUGCAUCCACCAAGAAAAAAAUGCCCUUAAACUAAUAAAUGUGCCAGGGCACAUAGCAGUAACAAAUGCAGGACAGGAGUGUCAUGUUGAUGUAAUUUUAAAAAAAAAAUCCCAAACCAACACAACUAAUGAAAAAUUACAUUUUUACAAAUGAUCAGAGAAAGGGAUAAAGAGCAAAGUUUAAGUUUAAUAACUCCAAAAAUGCUGUUAUGCAUUUCCUAUCAAGAUGAUUUUACUAAUUGUACAGUUAUUUUAUUUGGAAUAAUUAAUUUUAUUGUGAAUAAUUGUCUUUGUAGGUACCACAAUGUUGUUGUUUUUUAUGCCUAUGAGGCUAAUUAACAAUCGUAAUAAUAUUUUAAGUGGCGUACAUUGUUCACUGUAAUCUGUAAAUAUAGAAAAAGGUAUAUCUCUAAUCAUGAUAAUUCAUGGUUGUUUUCUUAAACCCAUACAAGCCUGUUGGCAUGUAUAGCACUUAAUACAAUCAAUGUAAAUGAAAUGCCUAUUGUAAAACAAUAUGCACAUAGGGUAAAAAAAAA